AGAGGACUCACUCUCUGCCAACGGUAUCGCUUCACCUUCGUGCUUUGCCUGAGAUCUCCCAAAUCCAAGUGGAAUUUGGUGUGCACAGCCAUACUGUGUAUUUGUAUCUUCUCUCCCCCUCUCCUUCUUUCCCCCCACCUUCGCCGUCUGACCAAUGCUGGGAUCUGAGAUCUAGUCGCCCCCUUCCUGCCUCCUUUCCGCCUCUCCCCACCCUUUUCUUCUCUCAUCUACACGCCACCAACCCCCACUCCCACCCACCUAAAGGGCAAAGAGCAAAGACACCCUGGAAAAGCAAGGGCUAAUUCCAUCUUCUCGGAUGGAAGGAGGCCUCGGGCAGGGAUUGCGCUGUGAGUGACAACCUUUGAGGAAGAGAGAAAGAGAGAAAUCCAGAGACUGAGCUCAGGCUCUCGGGAACAACGAAGCUCUCCACUGAUCCAGAGCACCGAGAUUUUAAAUCAAAGGAACCUAGUCCUGGGACACUCACUCUGCCUGCCUGCCUACCAACCAUCGAGGGCAUAGGGAGCUGUGGUCGUGAGCUCCCUGUCGCUGGCAUCGCCGCGCUAGGUGCGCGCCCCGCUCUCCCAUUGGUAUGCAGCGACCAUUUCCCUGCAAGUCUCAAAGGUGGAAACAUUUAAACGGAUUACAAGCGUGAUUCGGUAGCCUUUCGGAAAGUUGGUGGCCAGAAGAGGAGAAGCUACAAGGCUACAGUAUGAUGGAUACAAUUCAGCUUCGCAGAGAGUUUGCCCCUCCUGCUGGGUAGCCCCUCGCAGCAAACCUCGGAGAUCCUGAGCGCUCUGCACCAUAGUUUUGUAAUCAACCACGAACGAUGAAACCUUCCAUAGCUGAGAUGCUUCACAGAGGAAGGAUGUUGUGGAUAAUUCUUCUAAGCACAAUUGCUCUAGGAUGGACUACCCCGAUUCCCCUAAUAGAGGACUCAGAGGAAAUAGAUGAGCCCUGUUUUGAUCCAUGCUACUGUGAAGUUAAAGAAAGCCUCUUUCAUAUACAUUGUGACAGUAAAGGAUUUACAAAUAUUAGUCAGAUUACCGAGUUCUGGUCAAGACCUUUUAAACUGUAUCUGCAGAGGAAUUCUAUGAGGAAAUUAUAUACCAACAGUUUUCUUCAUUUGAAUAAUGCUGUGUCUAUUAAUCUUGGGAACAAUGCAUUGCAGGACAUUCAGACUGGAGCUUUCAAUGGUCUUAAGAUUUUAAAGAGACUAUAUCUACAUGAAAACAAACUAGAUGUCUUCAGAAAUGACACCUUCCUUGGCUUGGAAAGUCUAGAAUAUCUGCAGGCAGAUUACAAUGUCAUUAAACGUAUUGAGAGUGGGGCAUUUCGGAACCUAAGUAAAUUGAGGGUUCUGAUUUUAAAUGAUAAUCUCAUCCCCAUGCUUCCAACCAAUUUAUUUAAGGCUGUCUCUUUAACCCAUUUGGACCUACGUGGAAAUAGGUUAAAGGUUCUUUUUUACCGAGGAAUGCUAGAUCACAUUGGCAGAAGCCUGAUGGAGCUCCAGCUGGAAGAAAACCCUUGGAACUGUACAUGUGAAAUUGUACAACUGAAGAGUUGGCUGGAACGCAUUCCUUAUACUGCCCUGGUGGGAGACAUUACCUGUGAGACCCCUUUCCACUUCCAUGGAAAGGACCUACGAGAAAUCAGGAAGACAGAACUCUGUCCCUUGUUGUCUGACUCUGAGGUAGAGGCUAGUUUGGGAAUUCCACAUUCGUCAUCAAGUAAGGAGAAUGCAUGGCCAACUAAGCCUUCCUCAAUGCUAUCCUCUGUUCAUUUUACUGCUUCUUCUGUCGAAUACAAGUCCUCAAAUAAACAGCCUAAGCCCACCAAACAGCCUCGAACACCAAGGCCACCCUCCACCUCCCAAGCUUUAUAUCCUGGUCCAAACCAGCCUCCCAUUGCUCCUUAUCAGACCAGACCACCAAUCCCCAUUAUAUGCCCCACUGGGUGUACCUGUAAUUUGCACAUCAAUGACCUUGGCUUGACUGUCAACUGCAAAGAGCGAGGAUUUAAUAACAUUUCUGAACUUCUUCCAAGGCCCUUGAAUGCCAAGAAACUGUAUCUGAGUAGCAAUCUGAUUCAGAAAAUAUACCGUUCUGAUUUUUGGAAUUUUUCUUCCUUGGAUCUCUUGCAUCUGGGGAACAAUCGUAUUUCCUAUGUCCAAGAUGGGGCCUUUAUCAACUUGCCCAACUUAAAGAGCCUCUUCCUUAAUGGCAACGAUAUAGAGAAGCUGACACCAGGCAUGUUCCGAGGCCUACAGAGUUUGCACUACUUGUACUUUGAGUUCAAUGUCAUCCGGGAAAUCCAGCCUGCAGCCUUCAGCCUCAUGCCCAACUUGAAGCUGCUAUUCCUCAAUAAUAACUUACUGAGGACUCUGCCAACAGACGCCUUUGCUGGCACAUCCCUGGCCCGGCUCAACCUGAGGAAGAACUACUUCCUCUAUCUUCCCGUGGCUGGUGUCCUGGAACACUUGAAUGCCAUUGUCCAGAUAGACCUCAAUGAGAAUCCUUGGGACUGCACCUGUGACCUGGUCCCCUUUAAACAGUGGAUCGAAACCAUCAGCUCAGUCAGUGUGGUUGGUGAUGUGCUUUGCAGGAGCCCUGAGAACCUCACGCACCGUGAUGUGCGCACUAUUGAGCUGGAAGUUCUUUGCCCAGAGAUGCUGCACGUUGCACCAGCUGGAGAAUCCCCAGCCCAGCCUGGAGAUUCUCACCUUAUUGGGGCACCAACCAGUGCAUCACCUUAUGAGUUUUCUCCUCCUGGGGGCCCUGUGCCACUUUCUGUGUUAAUUCUCAGCCUGCUGGUUCUGUUUUUCUCAGCAGUCUUUGUUGCUGCAGGCCUCUUUGCCUACGUGCUCCGAAGGCGUCGAAAGAAGCUGCCCUUCAGAAGCAAGCGGCAGGAAGGUGUGGACCUUACUGGCAUCCAAAUGCAAUGCCACAGGCUGUUUGAGGAUGGUGGAGGUGGUGGUGGCGGAAGUGGGGGUGGUGGUCGACCAACUCUUUCCUCUCCAGAGAAGGCCCCUCCCGUGGGUCAUGUGUAUGAGUACAUCCCCCACCCGGUUACCCAAAUGUGCAACAACCCCAUCUACAAGCCUCGUGAGGAGGAGGAGGUGGCUGUUUCAUCAGCCCAAGAAGCAGGGAGUGCAGAACGUGGGGGUCCAGGGACACAACCACCGGGAAUGGGUGAGGCUCUCCUAGGAAGUGAGCAGUUUGCUGAGACACCCAAGGAGAACCAUAGUAACUACCGGACCUUGCUGGAAAAAGAGAAGGAGUGGGCCCUAGCAGUGUCCAGCUCCCAGCUUAACACCAUAGUGACGGUGAAUCACCAUCACCCUCACCACCCAGCAGUUGGUGGGGUUUCAGGAGUAGUUGGGGGAACUGGGGGAGACUUGGCAGGGUUCCGCCACCAUGAGAAAAAUGGUGGGGUGGUGCUGUUUCCUCCUGGGGGAGGCUGUGGUAGUGGCAGUAUGCUACUAGAUCGAGAGAGGCCACAGCCUGCCCCCUGCACAGUGGGAUUUGUGGACUGUCUCUAUGGAACAGUGCCCAAAUUAAAGGAACUGCACGUGCACCCUCCUGGCAUGCAAUACCCAGACUUACAGCAGGAUGCCAGGCUCAAAGAAACCCUUCUCUUCUCGGCUGGAAAGGGCUUCACAGACCACCAAACCCAAAAAAGUGAUUACCUCGAGUUAAGGGCCAAACUUCAAACCAAGCCGGAUUACCUCGAAGUCCUGGAGAAGACAACAUACAGGUUCUAACAGAGAGAAGAAAAUAUAUUAGUGCUUUUUUUUUUUCAAAAGAAAAGGAAAAUAAAAGAAAUAUAUCCCUUGCUCCCUUUACACUUGUCCCAGUAACUCCAUCCUCACGAUCUUUCCUACCCUGAACAAAACUAAAACCGCAUGAUAACUAGAGAAUACAGAUGUAUGCUCUCCCCUCUCAGAUGCGAUUUGGAGGAAGGGCCAUACUCAGAUCAUUAAUCAAUGAAAGUGCCUUCGCAGACUUUUGCCAGCAAAUGUUAUCAUUAUUUUUUUAUACUGAAACUUGAGACUUUGACUGUGCCAUGUAUAAGAUAUACUGGGGAUCAUUGUAUGGAUCCUAAUUAAGUAAAAUUCAAUGUGUCUUUUUAUUUUCAGUAACUAUUUUUUUUAUAGUUGUAGUUUUGAUUUAAAGGGGGGGAAACAAGUUGACAUUUGUCAUUUGUGGCUUUCUUUCUUAUCAUCAUGGCACAGAUUCUGUACAUGUAUUAACAAUGCAGUUUGCUGCAUGCCUGGAAACUGCAAGAUGGGGAGGGAGGGGGCGGGUCUUGCUCGAAUGUUCUCACUCACUAUCUUGUCUCUCAUACACAUAUCCAUCUGCAGACCAUGGUCCCUAAACCUGCAGUUUCUUCCUGCUGGUGCAGGUACACACACACACACACACACACACACACACACACACACACACUCCAUACCAUUUCCAUUCAACUCAAUCUGCUUAGUUCGGGUUUGAUCCAUUUUUCUCCUCUCCAUAGUUCUACCACCCUUCACUGCUAGUGUACAGCUCACAGCAUCUCUCCUACCACCCUGGGAAAAGUCACAUUCUAGGCUGGAUUCUACUGAAGUAGAGGCCUGGUGGUUUAACAGCCGAAGACACACGCCUAGGGAUGAGCACCCUCUUUGUGACACUUCAUCCUGAUGCCAAGAUUUUUUGGAGAACAUCUGCACUUUCUUAUAUAUAUAUAUAAUAUUAAAAAAAGCAACUGGGUAUAUAUCACUAACAGCUUUGUAGGAAGCACUUUUAAUGUUUUCUCUCUCACACACAAAGAUUCAAAAGAAAUGUGCAUAUAUUUAUUCUGUAAUUUCAGUGAUUAUAAAUUGUAAAGGUAAUGUUUAAUCAUUGUAUAGUGAUUAUGCCUCUGGUAUAGCUUUCCUAAUAAAAAGUUUUUGAAAAACAUAA
Messenger RNA from Homo sapiens (human), 4937 nucleotides. RefSeq names its product SLIT and NTRK like family member 3 (gene SLITRK3). The transcript has 2 exons. The coding region runs from base 827 to 3760 and encodes 977 amino acids. Gene Ontology annotation, biological process: regulation of presynapse assembly. NCBI's taxonomy places the organism in Eukaryota, Metazoa, Chordata, Mammalia, Primates, Hominidae. The record is from RefSeq and is marked reviewed. Gene Ontology annotation, cellular component: membrane; cell surface; GABA-ergic synapse.